UUUUUAUGCUAAUAGUUUAUCUUAAUCCCUAUUUUAGGGAUUGACGCAGUAUUGUAUGGUGGCGCACAGGUUAUAUGCAGCCUGAAUAACCCUUGUGUAGUCGAAAGGGCUUCAAACAGAAUAAAGAAAGGAAGUGUGGCAUUGUGUGGGUGUGUGGUUGGGAGAGCUGGAUACAAGCUCAGCCAUAUGAGUGAGUGCAGGCACAGCACACACACACCGUCAUGGCUCAACACAUAAGUUACUUCUCACCAGGACCUGCAAAAAUACCAGACGAGGUGCUUGCACAGGUGCAAGAACAACUGAUAAACUUCGAUACCACUGGCGUAAGCAUCAUGGAACUUUCUCACCGAUCUAAGGAUUUUGCAAAGUUCAUGGAUAAAACCGAGGCUGUUGUCAGAGAUUUGCUGUGUGUACCAGACAACUAUCGUGUGCUCUUCAUGCAAGGUGGCGGAUCAGGACAGUUUGCUGCAGUCCCUCUCAACCUCAUCUCCAGGACGGGCAAAGCAGAUUACAUAGUUACCGGGUCGUGGUCAUCCAAGGCAGCGAAGGAGGCUGCCAAGUACGGGAAAGUCAACUAUGUGGUGGCCAAGACUGAGCGCUACACUGGUGUCCCUGACAGGUCCAGUUGGACCUUUGACCCUGAUGCCUCUUACGUCUAUUAUUGUGCCAACGAGACCAUUGAAGGUGUGGAAUUCCAUGACGUGCCCGAGGUGCCCAAGGGAGUGCCCCUUGUAUGUGAUAUGUCUUCAAAUUACUUCAGCAAGCCUGUUGAUGUGUCUAAGUAUGGACUUAUUUAUGGAGGAGCUCAGAAAAACAUAGGCUGUGCAGGUGUAACACUUGUUAUUAUCAGGGAAGAUCUAUUGGGAAAGCCACAACCUAUAUGCCCAACUAUUUUGGAUUACACCAUUAUGUCAAAGAAUAAAUCGCUCUACAAUACUCCACCUUCAUUUGCAAUUCAUGUGCUUGGAGAGGUGUUAGCUUGGGUGAAAAAGGAAGGUGGCAUGGCGGAGAUGGAGAGACGAUCAGUACAAAAGAGCAAAAUGAUCUAUACCAUCAUAGACAACUCUAGUGGCUUCUACAGUAACAACAUACAGCCUAGCAGUAGAUCCUACAUGAAUGUGGUGUUCCGUGUAGGUGAAGGUGGUGGUAAUGAGGAGCUAGAGAAGAAGUUCUUGGAGAAGGCAGCCCACCAAGGUCUUCUCUCACUCAAGGGCCACAGAUCCGUGGGUGGGAUCCGCGCAUCUCUGUACAAUGCCAUCACCAUUGAUGACACUCAACGGCUGGCAAACUUCAUGAAGAACUUCAGGGAGGAGAACAAAAUCUAACACUGUUUAGUUUUCUUGUAUAUUUCUGAGUACUGUAUUUGCUCAUACUAUAUAAAAAAUUUCAAAUGUAUGCUUUUUACCUUUAUAUUUGUAGGGUUCAUGCAAUUGGUGCAAACUAUUUACAACUAUUUUGUUUUUAGACUGGAGUGCAGAAACCCUGGACAGUCCUAGGGAUGGGUGAUAAGGAGGAGAUGGAGGGAAGGGUGUACGAAUCAAGGAUAAAAAGGAAGAGAAAGAGUAAAAGUAUGGAAAAUGAAGAGAAAAGAUGACAGGACUAUUAUGAGACAUUAAACCUGUGAACACAGAGGUUGUUGAAGAAUGUCUUUACUUUUCUUGGUAUAAAUGCCAAGGGUAUGCUGAAGUAUCAGUAUCAGUAUCAGUGGGUAUCAGCCCAAAACUGGGUAUAGGCAAAAUUUUUGGUAUUGUCCUAUCCUUGAUAAAGGCAUCAUUGCCAUUUCAUCAUUUAUUGAAGUACAGCAUGUAUUUACAUGAAAGUUUUUGCAUUAAUUGUUAAUGCUUAUAUUCUCUUGGUACAGCCUCCAGAGAAGGGGUAAGAGGGGUAGAAUGAAAGGAGUGGAGGAUGGGAAAGGUAAGGAAUGAAAUGAAUGGAGGGCAGGAGGGGUGAGGAAGAGGAAAAAUGAAGAAAAGGAGGCAAUAAAAGGUGUGAAUGGUAAAUGAUAAAUAUUUUGUUGGGAAAAUUUGAAAAACAGAACUAAAAUAAACAAUAUAAUUAUCUUAAAUAAAAAAAGAAAUAAAAGUAUAAUUACUACUGUUGACUGGUGUAAAAUUAUCAGAAAUUUUAUAGGUUUAUAAAAAACAUAUUUGUAUAAAGGCUGGUUAUAAAUUUAAUCUGUAGACAUGAUAUUUUUUACAUAAUUAUGGCUGAAGUAUCAUUUUAAAAAUAAAAGUUAUAUUAG
Molecule: messenger RNA, 2242 nt
Organism: Cherax quadricarinatus
Lineage: Eukaryota; Metazoa; Arthropoda; Malacostraca; Decapoda; Parastacidae
Product: probable phosphoserine aminotransferase
Biological process (GO): L-serine biosynthetic process
Cellular component (GO): cytoplasm
Molecular function (GO): O-phospho-L-serine:2-oxoglutarate transaminase activity; pyridoxal phosphate binding
Source: RefSeq, a predicted model, not a curated record